Bemisia tabaci is the source of this 3213-nucleotide messenger RNA. The record is from RefSeq and is a predicted model, not a curated record. Lineage: Eukaryota; Metazoa; Arthropoda; Insecta; Hemiptera; Aleyrodidae.
GUUCAGUUGAUUGAAUGUUGUCGAAGCUCAAGGAACAAAUUCAGCCAAUAUAAACAUGUCUCGCCAAUAAUCACACCACUUUCACGAAAUGAACAUCCGAAGGGUGGAUUCAAAUGAGUUCUUCUGAAGCAUCUGGCUUCUGUGGAAUGAGCUGCGUUGAUUGAAGAUUGCCACUCAACCGCUGAGCACAUCGUCUUGCAUCACGUACAGACUCGCGAAUUCUGCGCUUCGCCAACUGGUGCCGCCCUCGUCCACGGAACGCCUCUUGCAAUGUAGGAGAGUCGCUUCAAUCCAACGCUGAAUCAACGCUUCAAAGGGAAAAGUCAAGCAGGAUACAAAUAUUUUCCUUUCCAUUUAUAGGAAAAGCUUUAAGAAUAUUUGUGACGCCCAGCAUCGUCAUAUUUGCCAUCCCUAAGGUUUCUCAUGCCUGAGCGAUCAUUUCUCGAGGAAACCUUCAAUUGAAUUUGAGAUUCGCAAGUAUUAUUAAAAACAGAAUUUGGUCUAUUCAUAAAAUUUCACCCGAAAGUGUGAGUUCUUAUAUUUAUAUUUCAUUAUUUUUUCCAUCAUCUAGGACGAACGCUGUAUAAAUAAAUAUUCUUUAAAAUUAAUCAACUUUUAUCUCAAGAGAGCGCAUGGGCGUCUCUCAAUGGUUGAGAUGUAUAUUUUUAACUCUAAAUUGAUAGAAUAUCAUGUACUGAAAGAACAAGUCUUGAACGGCACACUUAAUUCAUAAUUUAUUUGGAAAAUUGACUGAUAUAAUUAUUUUUGAAAGUAUGUGACCACUAAGCUUUAGACGCAAAUUAAAUUCAUUUUGAUCAAAAUAUUUUGUGUAAAUGAUCGAAACAUAAAUAGAGGUCUCUUUGGCAGACACUGCAGUUUAAAGUAAAGUACAUUGGAUGAACUUAAGAUAAAACUUAUGUCAAGCAACACUUAGGUCCAACCACCAUGGAUAGGGACUUUCUAAUUGGAAGAUGAGGUCUCGAGAACUCUCGGAAAUGAUUAAAAGAAGAUUUGUCGAAAGCUUAAGAAUUUUUGAGAACUUUAGGCAUGAUUUUAUCGUUCGACCUCAACGUUGGGGCAGAAAAGGUACGUGAUUGGAAAUUCUAAGCCUGAAAAAUUAAGACUGUUACAGUAAAUGUUUUAAUGAAGUCGUUAAAGACAAAGUCACAAAGUAUAUCAGUUUGAAAUCGAUACUUAGAUCGAAAGAUUGCUCGCAAAAAAUUUAAAGAAAAAAAAAUGACAUUUCAAUAAUCAAGAGUGCCUUUUGAUACUCACGACCAAUGUCAAAAGUCGUAAGUUUCCCAAAAAAUAUAUGGUUUUUAUAUCAGCAACUAAUCAGCUUUGAAAGACAAUGAUAGUGCCCAGAAAAUUGAUGUAACUGAAUUAAUCAAUCAGACUUUAAUUCAUUUCAGUAAAAAUAAAUCAAUUUAACGAAUUACUACGUGCUGAAUCAAAAGCAAGCGAUGAAAUAGAAUAUCGUGAGUUUCAGAAAAUUUGAAAGUACUGUUCGUCAUAUUUAAAUCAGUUCAUCAAUUGGCAAUGGUACCAAACUUGACCCAACUCGAAAGUAUUCAGUAAAUAUUUUUUCACAAAAAUUCAAUUAAGCUCAGUAAAAUUAAACUAUUUUAACGAAUCGAAACGCGCUGAGUUCUCGCGCCUGGCAGACAAGUCUAAAUGUAAGAAAAUUUGACUUUACUGUCGACCAUUCUUGAAACACACUCGUCGGUUAGUAAUGGAGUCCAUUGUUUCAGCAAGUACAUUUCCAUUAGGAAAAUCUUGAAUCAUUGCAAAACGAUGUAAAAUAAUCAGUUAGCUAGGACAGGUAUACAAGAGAGGUGGCAAUGAUCUCGUCAAACGUAACGACGAUCUCAAACUCAACGUACAGCAAGGAGUUCUACUGCGGCGAUGGACUACACCGGUUCCACAACACGUACCGCUCCUACCACGGCUACAUGAGCCUGGUGGUCUGUCUCUUCGGCUCCAUCGCCAACCUCCUCAACAUCAUCGUCCUCACCCGACCGGACAUGCGCUCCCCGACCAACUCCAUCCUCACCGGCUUGGCCAUCGCCGACCUCCUGGUCAUGAUCGAGUACAUCCCGUUUUCCUGGCACAUGUACAUCCGGAAACAGUCCCGUCGGGAACAUUACAACUACUACUGGUCGUUGUUCGUUUUGUUCCAUUCAAACUUCGCCCAGGUCUGCCACACAGUCUCCAUAUGGCUGACUCUCCUUCUCGCUAUCUGGAGGUACAUCGCCGUGGGCUACCCGCAGAGGAAUCGCCAGUGGUGUAGUAUGCGCACCACAACGACACUCAUUCUAUUGGGGUACAUAAUCUGUCCGAUUUUAUGCAUCCCCCUGUAUCUGGCGUUCAAUCUGGAGUCCCAGGAAGAGCUAUUCUUCACCGACAAUAAUUCCAGCUACAGCGCCUCCAUAAAUAUAAACAAUACGAGACUUAUAAAUUCGCUUAAGAAUUCUUCGGCGUACACCGUUGAAAACGUAACUAUCUACGUUGUGAAUUUAAGCGAGCUAGGUCGCGCGAACAAUCACUUUUUGAGCGAUCUGAAUUUCUGGAUGUACAGUAUAGUUAUUAAGAUAAUCCCCUGUAUAGCGCUGACGAUCCUCAGUUUGAGGUUGAUCUGCGCGCUCAUCGACACGAAAAAAAGGCGGGAAAAGCUGAGCUCCGGGCAGGCCACGAGCAAGAAGAACAACAAGAGUAGCAAACUCGUCGAGAAGGAGAAACAAACCGACCGGACGACCAGGAUGUUGUUGGCUGUUUUGUUGUUGUUCCUUCUCACAGAGUUCCCGCAAGGGAUUCUAGGGUUGCUCUCGAUGGUUCUAGGGCCGCCCUUCUUCGAGGACUGCUACAACCAGCUCGGGGAGGUGAUGGAUAUCCUGGCGCUGAUCAACUCGGCGAUCAAUUUCAUUUUGUACUGCGCCAUGUCCAGACAGUUCCGGAGCAAUUUCGACAAGCUCUUCCGGCCAAAGUGGUUUCCGCUGCCUCAAAACAACCAGCAUAACGAGCUGACCAACCAAACCAACCACUACACGACGACUCAGGUGACGCAGGUCUAGCAUAGGCUCAACAAGAGGGUGCCUUGCACGUCUCUUUAACUCCUUCGCUUUUUUCCGAACCUUCUAGCCUUCGUUUCACUGUUCUCUCACCGCCGCACUGUGGAUCGAGUCGAUAGGAGAAUUCGGACAUGAUUUGGAAACU